Messenger RNA from Prionailurus viverrinus (fishing cat), 4937 nucleotides. It is a transcript of the gene ACVRL1, whose product is annotated as activin A receptor like type 1. Gene Ontology annotation, biological process: transforming growth factor beta receptor signaling pathway; angiogenesis; dorsal/ventral pattern formation. Lineage: Eukaryota; Metazoa; Chordata; Mammalia; Carnivora; Felidae. Bases 1202 to 2755 code for a protein of 517 amino acids. The transcript is spliced from 9 exons. Gene Ontology annotation, molecular function: ATP binding; SMAD binding; transforming growth factor beta receptor activity, type I. Gene Ontology annotation, cellular component: plasma membrane; BMP receptor complex. The record is from RefSeq and is a predicted model, not a curated record.
CGAGCUGUCAGCACAGAGCCCAGUGAGGGGCUUGAACUCAUGGACCGCGAGAUCAUGACCUGAGCUGAAGUCGGACACUUAACCGACUGAGCCACCCAGGCGCCCCAAUCAGAAUUACUUCCUUAACAUUCUCUACCAAACUUCUGGAAAAGUUCAACCUUAACUGGCCGUGGAAGGUCAAACAUUCAGUGUCUAAGUAUGUUUCACUUCCCCUCCCACAUCAAUGGCCCUACCCCCACCCUUUCCCAGGACAGCAAGGAGAGAGGAGGAAGGCGGCCAGAGAAUGGCUCAGAGAGGGCAUCUUAUGCUCUGGUGAAAUUGUAGAGAGGUUUCCUCAUACCUGGCCUGAGCCAGCGCUGUCCAAGUUUGUAUGGUUGUUACCGCCCUGAGGGCUCAGACCUCGGCUGUCGCCUGGAUUGGGAGACAGAGUGGGGAAAGCACUGGACUGGGAGUCUGGGCACUUGGGUCGCACUCCUGGUGCUGCCACUGAGUCCUGUCUGACCUUGGACAAGUCUCCUGCCCUGUCUGAGGCCUAAUCUCCAUCUUCUCUAAAAUAAGGAGCUGGGUUUUGUGGUUCACAAGGUAUCCCCCUCGAAUUCUGUCACGGGGUGUCCCAGCCCCGUGUGGCUCCUCCAGACCUUGUAGCCACCCCAGCCUGCCCUGAGAAUAGCCCCGAGCUCCCUCCCUGCUGUGCGUGACUCCUGCCUGUUCUAUCCAGACCCCAAUCUAAACAAUCUUGAUUCCUGUUCCCAGUUUGGCGGGACCCUGAAUGGCAGGAAGUGAAGACAGGAGCCUGUUUAUGUUUGAGGCAGCCAGGGCUAGGGGGAUGGCGGCACCGGGAAAAGGGUGGGUAAGAGGCAGAGGACAGGAGUGGGGGGUACUGCUAAAAACACUCUCCUUCCACCCUGGCCCUGUGCCCUCUGUGCCCUCCCAUCUGAACUCAGGAGUAGGGGUAAAUAGCUAGGAGUCCCCCAAGCUCUCUGUCACUUCAAUAUGGCUCUCUACCCUUUACCCCUAACAGGAUGGUUUCCAUGGGGAAGUGAACCAGGACUUCCCCUGCAGGCCCCGCCCCAAAGCCAGACACAGGGAGUAGGGAGGAGGCCUCCCUGUGCCCCCCCCCCCAAAACUCCCAGUGAUUUCCUCUAGGUGGGAGGGACCCACAGUUAGCGGCUGAGAACACCAAAGGGAUCACAUUUCAUAGAUGUUGCUGUACCCCCUCUCUUCUCCAGGGACCAUGACCUUGGACUCCCUCAGGAGAGGCUUUCUGAUGCUACUGAUGGCCUUGGGCUUGACCCAGGGAGACCCUGUGAAGCCCUCCCGGGGCCCGCUGGUGACCUGCAAGUGUGAGGGUCCAACCUGCAGGGGGUCCACCUGCCAGGGGGCCUGGUGCAUAGUAGUGCUGGUGCGGGAGGAGGGCGGACAACCCCAGGAGCAUCGGGGCUGUGGGAGCCUGCACGAGGAGCUAUGCAAGGGGCGUCCCACCGAGUUCGUCAACCACUACUGCUGCUACAGCCCCCUGUGCAACCAAAACGUGUCUCUGGCACUGGAUGCCACCCAGACUCCUCCAGAACAGCCGAAAGUAGACGGCCAGCUGCCUCUGAUCCUGGGCCCUGUGCUGGCCUUAUUGGUCCUGGUGGCCCUGGCUGCCCUGGGCCUGUGGCAUGUCCGGCGGCGGCGGAGGCGGGAGAAGCAGAGGGGUCUGCACAGCGAUCUGGGCGAGUCCAGCCUCAUCCUGAAGGCAUCGGAGCAGGGGGACAGCAUGCUGGGGGAUCUCCUGGACAGUGACUGCACCACGGGCAGUGGCUCAGGACUGCCCUUCCUGGUGCAGAGGACAGUGGCGCGGCAGGUGGCCCUGGUGGAGUGUGUAGGAAAGGGCCGCUACGGCGAGGUGUGGCGCGGCCUGUGGCAUGGUGAGAGCGUGGCCAUCAAGAUCUUCUCUUCAAGGGAUGAACAGUCCUGGUUCCGGGAGACGGAGAUCUACAACACGGUGCUGCUCAGACACGACAACAUUCUAGGCUUUAUCGCCUCGGACAUGACUUCCCGCAAUUCGAGCACGCAGCUGUGGCUCAUCACGCACUACCACGAGCAUGGGUCACUCUAUGACUUUCUGCAGAGGCAGACGCUGGAGCCCCAGCUGGCCCUGAGGCUGGCUGUAUCGGCCGCCUGCGGCCUGGCACACUUGCACGUGGAGAUCUUCGGCACGCAGGGCAAACCGGCCAUCGCCCACCGGGACCUCAAAAGCCGCAACGUGUUGGUCAAGAGCAACCUCCAGUGCUGCAUCGCUGACCUGGGCCUGGCUGUGAUGCACUCCCAGGGUAGUGAUUACCUGGACAUCGGAAACAACCCACGAGUGGGCACCAAGCGGUACAUGGCCCCUGAGGUGCUGGAAGAGCAGAUCCGCACCGACUGCUUCGAGUCCUACAAGUGGACAGACAUCUGGGCCUUUGGCCUGGUGCUGUGGGAGAUCGCCCGUCGGACCAUUGUCAAUGGCAUCGUGGAGGACUACCGGCCACCCUUCUAUGACGUGGUGCCCAAUGAUCCCAGCUUUGAGGACAUGAAGAAGGUGGUGUGUGUUGAUCAGCAGACCCCCACCAUCCCCAACCGGCUGACCGCAGACCCGGUCCUCUCAGGCCUGGCUCAGAUGAUGCGGGAGUGCUGGUACCCCAACCCUUCUGCCCGCCUCACGGCUCUGCGGAUCAAGAAGACACUACAGAAACUCAGCAACGGUCUCGAGAAGCCCAAAGUGAUUCGCUAGCCACAGGCCUGAAGCCUGACUCCCCUGUACCUGCAGUGCGUGUGGGGUGGGUGGCAGACGGUGGGUGCCCUGUCUGGGUAGAGGUGGCGUGAGUACACGUGCUGGGGAGGAGGGUGCCCCUCUCUGGGCCGCUGUGCCCGCCUGCCGGCUCAUCCAGCCAAAAAUACAGCUGGGCUGAAACCCGAUCCCCCGCCGUCUGGCCCGCGCAGAGCAGCAGGCUCCCUGACGCCUGGCUCUCUCCCCACCCUCACGCCCUGGGGCGCAGCCCCUACCACCCCCAGGAUAGGAUGCAAAAGAGGCCCCAGAGCCAGGGUGGCCAGGCCAGGGAAUCCCAGUCCCCGGGCCCAGAGCCUAGGCCUGCACUUUACCCCCUGCCCUCAGUUAACCCCACUGCCCCACCAGACCUUCCCCGGGUGACACAGGGCCUUGUCCAGCCUUCAGUAGACAUCCUGCCCUGCCAGGUCUCAGCCUCUGGCACAAGCCCGACAGACACCCAGGGCCCGUCAUUUUCUCUGUGUGGGUUUCUAUCUCAGCUCUAUGAGGCCUGGGGCCUCUGUCUCCGGGACAAGACCCCACCAGCUGAGCACCAGCCGCCAACCAUCUGGGAGAGCUGGGGCCCGGAUCCUGGGCCCCUCCCCCACCUCCAUCCUAGCUGCCUUAUUAGGGCGUUCCACCCAGGGAGUCCUGCUGCAGGUGUGGCAGGGUCAGAGGACAGUGCAGAGGUAGCAGGUCAGACGGGUGAGGCCCAGGACUUUCGGACUAACUGAAAGCUUGGCUUUCAGAAGCCCAGCGCAGCUGGGGAAAGACUCAGCUGGGAGUCAGGAGACUCAGGUUCUGGUCCUAGGUAAUUGCUCUACGUGACAAGAAUGAGGCCUUCACUGUCCCACAGUCCUGAUGUCCUCUGAGGUUUCUUUGAAAUUUCAGCUGGUGUCAGAGCUCAGUUCAUCAGUCCCUUCUGUUCCUUUUGCCCCCCAGCCCCUGGCAAUUUGCCUCCAGAUGGGGAUUUGAAAAUAACUUUAUCUGAGGCCAGGAGUCCCUGAAGGGCCUCCUAGACUAAUUCUGCAAGCUCCAGUUCCUGCUUUAACUCAAACCAGCCGCCAUCCUUGGGCCCAGACAACCCUGGGCCUUUGGGCAGGCAAGCCGGCCGCUCACCCCGCUGUGGCUUAGCCUUCUCUGUCCAGGACUGAGAAGGGCUGAGGGCCGGCUUCCUGCAUGGCCUCUGAGGCUCAGAAGAAAUUUGGCUCCAGCCAGCAAGCCUCCAGCACCCAGGUUCCUGCUCUCCACUGGUCCCUGGCCCAGGCCCACAGUCUUGGCCAGACCCCAGACCGUGUGUGUCCAAGAAGAACCUGAUGGCUGUGGAGAAACACGUGGAAUGUUCAGCAUUUGGCAACGUCAAGGGUGUAUGUCCAUGUGAUGGAGAGGUUACCCCAAAGCCUGGGCUGGUGGAUGGGAGGUAGAGCCUCAGGUUUGUGGGGUGGGAGGGCUCAGGCUAGGGAUGAGAACAGUCCCAAGCUCAGAAGACCUGGCCUCUCAGCCCUUGGGGCAGGGAAGGACCCACCAUUCUCCACAGGAGGUGACAAAAACACAGCCUCCUUCCCUCCCGCUGCAAAUGACCCAGCACCCCCCCCCCCCCCCUCUGCCCCCACCCAGGGGCGGCUUGCGUGCACCGUGGCAUUUUCCCAGGCCUGGCUCCCUGAGUUGUGCAAGGCCCAAAGGAGAACCAGGAAGUGAAACUGGUGAAAACAGAAAGUGAGAGGGACCUGUUAGGUUCUCAGAUGAUCACAGGGCAGUUUACUUCCCGGCAGUUUUGCAUCUUCUGGUUACUGGAACCCGCUCAGCCCAGGAGUCAGUCCUCCCCAUGACAGAUUUUAUCUCUGCUGGAUUUGGGAGCAAAGAGGCUCCUCCUGGGACUCCAAAGGCAGCAGCUCUCCAGAGGCUGGAAAAUGCCUGAGGGGGUGAAGGUCUGAGGCGGGAAGUGGAGUGACAGGGGCCGGCUAACGGCCAGUGGUCAGGGAUGGAAAGAGGCUUUGGUGAGAGCAGAGCACCCGGUGCUUCCGUCUGAGUGCAGGAAGGUGUGCCAGGGCCCAAAUUACAGCCUCUUACCUGGAGAUCCUGCUUGUGGGAGCACUCAGCUCGUGCUCAGCACACAGUAGGUCCUCAAUAAACCAUGGUCCAAUCUCGA